Molecule: messenger RNA, 820 nt
Organism: Paramacrobiotus metropolitanus
Lineage: Eukaryota; Metazoa; Tardigrada; Eutardigrada; Parachela; Macrobiotidae
Product: 60S ribosomal protein L11-like
Exons: 5
Coding region: 149-712 (187 amino acids)
Biological process (GO): translation
Cellular component (GO): cytosolic large ribosomal subunit; ribosome
Molecular function (GO): RNA binding; structural constituent of ribosome
Source: RefSeq, a predicted model, not a curated record
UACACUCGCACAGAUUCUCGCUGAAUGCUACGGCAGCAGUCGGCGACGCAGUUUCAAAAAUUAUCAUCCAGAGUUCUUCAGGGUUCGCGAGGUAUAUCUGCGGAUUUUGAUUGUCUGGACAGCUCCCUUGUCAUCUUUUUGUGAGAAAAUGGCCGUUGAGAAGAAGGAGAAAGCGGAUCCCGAGAAACAUCCCAUGCGCGAACUGCGCAUUCAGAAACUCUGCAUUAAUAUCUGUGUGGGUGAAUCUGGUGACAGGUUGACUCGUGCCGCCAAAGUGCUGGAGCAGCUCACCGGCCAGACCCCAGUUUUCUCAAAAGCGAGAUUUACGGUUCGAUCGUUUGGCAUUCGACGUAACGAAAAGAUCGCCGUGCAUGUGACAGUACGUGGUCCCAAAGCGGAGGAAAUCUUGGAUAAAGGUUUAAAGGUGCGAGAAUACGAACUUCGCGAAGGAUGCUUCUCAGAAACCGGAAACUUCGGUUUCGGUAUCCAAGAACACAUUGAUCUUGGAAUCAAAUAUGAUCCGAACAUUGGUAUCUACGGUAUGGAUUUUUACGUGGUAUUGGGACGACCUGGUUAUUCCAUUGUUGAUCGACGACGACGAACGGGCAUAAUCGGACGGAAACACCGCGUCACCCGCAAAGAAAGCAUGAAGUGGUUCCAACAAAAGUAUGAAGGUAUAAUCCUGCCAGGAAAAGGAGAAAAGAAACAUUAAAAAGCUUUUUUGUGUUAUUUUCUGUCUUUUUCCUCGGAUGAAAAUUGGGAAGGAACCUGUAGGAUCACGUGAAAUGCCACCUAUUCGAAAUAAAAUUGAACAUCAUGG